UGCAGAGAGGGAGGAAUAAUGAAGUGCUCAGUUCAGCUGACCACCAUGCAGUUAGUGAUGGGGGAAGUGGAAUGUUUUAAAAACAGGGUUAAUGGAUGGGAAGUUAAGGCUCUGUUCACAUCCCUAUGGUUAUCAAGCAAAGUUCAGUAGGAAGAAAAUUUUGUGGAAGAAAUCCUAUCAACUCAUGGACAUGCUGAUUUGACCUUCAUACUGCUAUCUGCACAGACCAUGAAGAGGUUUUCCUAUACAGCAUGCAGGGUAACAGCUCUGAUGACCAUAAUGAUUUUAGGCUCUGUGAAAGAGGGCAAAAGUAUACCAGACCCUCACCAAAGAGAGCUGAUGCUGCAGGAGGAGGCCUCCCAGCAGGUAGGGGGCAGAGUGGAGCUCAGCGCAGCAGAGCAGCGACUGGAUUCCUUCUUGCGUAAGCUGAAACAGCAGGAGAUGGUGGCUCCACAGUUUCCUCCUGCUAUGCACUUCUUCAGAGCAAAGCCCCACAUCCAAAAGAGCCCUGUGUUUAAAGUGCUGCAGAAAAUGCCUAAAGGGGCGGUCCUACACGUACACAGCUCUGCUCUGGUGAGCGUGGAUUGGCUUGUGAUGAAUGUGACAUACAGGCCUCAUUGCUACAUUUGCUUCACAUGGUCGGGGUCAGUGAAGUUUUUGUUUUCUGCCCAGCGACCCUUCCCGCACUGGGGCUGCUCUUCUUGGAGCCUCCUGGAACAGCUCAGGGCUACCAUCAGUGAUAUUCCAGCUUUUGACAAAAGUUUGAUGCAGAACCUCACACUGUUCACUGAGGACCCAGAUGUGGCAUAUCCUAACCAGGACGUAGUGUGGGAGCGCUUUGAGAAGAUAUUCAUCGCAAUCUCAGGGCUGAUCUCCUAUGCACCUGUUUUUAAGGAUUACCUGUACCAAGGCCUUCAGCAACUCUAUGAUGACAACAUCUUGUACCUGGAGCUGAGGGCUGGCCUGUCCAAGACAUACAAGCUUGAUGGCACCAUCCACGACAGAGAAUGGUCCCUCCAAACAUACAAAAACAUAACUGAACAGUUCAGUUUAGAGCAUCCAGACUUUAUUGGGAUUCGGAUCAUUGUGACUGUCCAUAGAGCGCUCAGUUUGUCUCAGGUGAAACAAACAAUCAGUGAUACCAUAGAGAUGCAAAAACAGUAUCCAGAGAUCAUCGCUGGCUUUGAUCUGGUAGGACGAGAGGAUACUGGAAAAUCCAUCUGGUACUUCCGAGAGGCGCUCUCAGUCCCCUCAGAAGUUAAAGCCAACCUUUCCUAUUUUUUUCAUGCAGGCGAGACUGACUUAGAUGGCACGGAUGUGGACAGGAAUGUUCUGGAUGCUCUGUUAUUUAACACCACCCGCAUUGGGCAUGGUUUUGCCCUGGCACACCACCCCCUAGCAAAGGAGCUCUCCAGAAAGAGAGGAGUGCCACUGGAAGUGUGUCCUAUAUCCAACCAGGUGCUGAAGCUGGUCUCAGACUUGCGGAAUCACCCUGCUGCUGUGUUAAUGUCAGAGGGGCAUCCAGUGGUAGUGAGCUCCGAUGAUCCAACGUUGUUUGGGACUACUGGACUCUCUUAUGAUUUCUAUGAAGUCUUUGUUGGAAUUGGAGGUCUGAGCGCUAAUGUAGGCACACUUAAGGAGCUGGCAAUGAAUUCAAUCAGGUACAGUUCCUUACCGCCAGCACUGAAGGACAAAGCCACAGCCAUAUGGAAACAAAAGUGGGACAAAUUCAUACUGGAGAAUUCAUGACUAAAGACCUAAAUGACAACUUUUACC
Molecule: messenger RNA, 1776 nt
Organism: Colossoma macropomum (tambaqui)
Lineage: Eukaryota; Metazoa; Chordata; Actinopteri; Characiformes; Serrasalmidae
Gene: ada2b
Product: adenosine deaminase 2b
Exons: 10
Coding region: 229-1749 (506 amino acids)
Biological process (GO): inosine biosynthetic process; adenosine catabolic process
Molecular function (GO): adenosine deaminase activity
Source: RefSeq, a predicted model, not a curated record